AUGCCAGCGCGGCUCGAGACUCUGAGCUUCACGAAACUGCUUUCCGGAGACAAAGCAGAGAUGGGACGCCUGCUAGUUUCUUGCCAGACUGACGGCUUCUAUUAUCUGGAUCUCAGAGACUGGAAGGAUGGACAGUUUGUCAGACUUCUGGACAGCCUCAAUAGAAUCAUGAACGAAUGGUUCAAGCUACCGCUUGAAGAGAAAGAGAAAGCAGUAGCUUUGUCUGAUGCUCAAGGAUACAAGCCAUUGGGCCAGCAAUCUGGACCAAUUGAGAAGACCCGAGAUGGCUACGAGUCACUGCGGGUGAGCCGCACGCAGCUGCUGGAUGGCGAGCCUCUCUCUGCAGUCCUGAGCGAUAAUCUGGCCGACUUCAGGAUGCUGCUGGACCAAAGCCACUACAUCACAAUGUCCAUCCUGGGUUGGCUGUCAGAUGCACUGCAAGUCCCUGUCCCUGAACGCUUCGAGAAUUAUCAUCCCGAUGACGGCACCUCUCGCAGUGCCUUCGACUUCAUCCAUCAUCCGCCAAAGCCAGAUCAUGGAGGCAUGGGCCACAACAUGCAUACCGACCUCGGCCUUUUAACUCUGCUGUUCAACCAGCAACCAGGCCUGCAGGUCAUCACACCACAGACCAAUGAAUGGCAGUACGUCACGCCACGCCACGGAUUUGCAGUGAUGAAUGUUGGCGAUACAUUAAUGAUGGCUUCGCAAGAUCGUCUCCGCUCUGCUCUCCACCGGGUCUACCCCAUGGGAGGCACUAUGAAGGAGCAUCGCUACUCCACAGCAUAUUUCUUGAGGCCGAGCGACAGUGCCACGGUGAAGGAUUUGGAGGGCAAUAUAGUGACUGCCGAAGAGUGGUUUAAGCGCAAGUUUAAGUCAUUCACAAUGAACUUGGAGGAGCAACGUAACGACUCGCUCGCAUUUGGAGGCAUUGAUCGCACGCUAAAGAUCAAGGUCUGA
Molecule: messenger RNA, 957 nt
Organism: Pseudocercospora fijiensis CIRAD86
Lineage: Eukaryota; Fungi; Ascomycota; Dothideomycetes; Mycosphaerellales; Mycosphaerellaceae
Exons: 2
Coding region: 1-957 (318 amino acids)
Molecular function (GO): dioxygenase activity
Source: RefSeq, a predicted model, not a curated record